AUGGCGCACAAAACUGAAAAGGAAGAGACGGAGUUCAGGGUUGUACCUGAAACGAUGUCACUUUGUGUCAAAUGUGGUGUUGCAGGAAAUUCCGCCACAAAUAAUUUAUGCCAAAAGUGUUUCAACACCACGACAACUGCUUCAUCCUCAGCCACCGACGCUUCUUCAGUGGUUGCCACAUCGGGAGGUGGAGCUCAGCAAAGAACUUUUUUAUUUGACGAGAAAUCUUGCAGUUCUAGCUCCGUUUUCAGGUUUUCUCUGGUUAGGGAUGUAGAGGAGAGGAGUGAAGAUCCGAAGAAAUCGGAUUUAACGGAUGGCCUGGUAGUGAAGAGGCAGGUAAGUCGGUGCUCCGGUUGCCAAAGGAAGGUAGGAUUGACCGGAUUCCGAUGCCGUUGCGGUGAACUUUUCUGCGCCGAGCAUCGGUACUCCGACCGGCACGAUUGUAGCUACGACUACAAGGCUGCCGGACGAGAGGCCAUCGCGAAGGAAAAUCCGUUGGUAAAAGCAGCCAAAAUUGUCAAGAUCUGA
Fraxinus pennsylvanica is the source of this 528-nucleotide messenger RNA. The record is from the annotation of a GenBank genome assembly. Lineage: Eukaryota; Viridiplantae; Streptophyta; Magnoliopsida; Lamiales; Oleaceae.